Molecule: messenger RNA, 1915 nt
Organism: Zeugodacus cucurbitae (melon fly)
Lineage: Eukaryota; Metazoa; Arthropoda; Insecta; Diptera; Tephritidae
Product: ATP-dependent RNA helicase ddx23
Exons: 8
Coding region: 330-1727 (465 amino acids)
Source: RefSeq, a predicted model, not a curated record
CGGGAUGCGCGCAUUCGCAGUGUGUUUACAAAACAAGAAAGUCAGCGCGAUUCGUACGCCGUCUAACUUAAAAUAUAAAUUCUGACUGAGUCAAAUCCAUAUCGCCUGAGGCUUUGAAUGAGUUGUGGCUAAACAGCAACAAAUAUUCUAAAAUAAGACAACAGAAGACAAUUCGUCGUGAAUUUGCAAAGUGUUGUACAAAUGUGGUGUUGAAGUGAAGAAAAAAGAAUUAGAAAUUCUUAUUUGAAAAAAAAAAAAACUAUAUUGUGUUGAAUAAAAUACGAAUUUUUAAUUAAUCGCAGCGAUAGUCGGUGCUUUAAGAUAUAAGGAUGAAGCAGCUAAAUUUGGUUCUCUGGUUGGCGUUACUCCUCCAUCAAGAAUGGCUAACGUUAACAUCAGCUGCGCAACAGCAGCAAACCACCUCCAAUGCGCAGUCUUCGGUUGUGCAAUUAUACGAUUCGAAUCGUGGUGAAAAUGCGGCAGCCGCACCAGCGGAAAGUGUUUUGGGUUCAAUAUACCGCAAGAGCCGGCAAUCGAGAUGCGUGCGUUGCUACGAAGAUCGCUAUGGCGAUGAUCGCAGUCGUUACUACGGAACUAGCGGUUAUUCCAGCCAUUCCGCGGACAAUUGGUAUUACCCAUACGAUCGUUAUGAUGAUCGUUAUCGUUCCGAAGAUCGUUAUCGCACCGAAGAUCGUUAUCGUCCCGAUUACGAUCGUUAUUCGUCGUCUUCUUCCAUGGCAUCGUCAUAUUAUCGUGAUAGAGAUGAUCGCUUGGGUUCGCGCACCUAUGAUCGUUAUGAUACACGCGGCUAUGAUCGCUACGAUCGUCGUGGUGGAUACGAGCAGGAUCGUUAUGGCGAUUAUUCGCGUGAUCGUUAUUAUGAGCGUCCACGCGGCGGCGCCAGCUACGAUCGUGACUACUACGAUCGCUCCACCUCAUCGCGUUAUGACUAUCGCAACUAUCGUCCCUAUGAUGAAACCUACAGAGGUCAAUCGGGUUUUGACAAUUCCGGCCGCGGUUACUAUUUCGCGGGCGAAGAUAACGAUCGUCAGCGUUACCCGAGCAGCAAGUCGGGCUACGAUCAGCGUGCUUCCUCUUCACCCUGUGGCGUACGCGUCACCGAUUGUCCCUAUGCCUCCAGAGGUGGUAGUGGCGGUAGUGUGGGUGGUGGCACAACACAGGUCACUUCGCGUCCCAUAACUAGCCAACAUGGCUAUGAUUACGGUUACAGUUAUGGUGUGGGCAGUAGUGGUAACGCUGGCAGUAGCGGUAACAGUAACGGUAGCGGAAGCGGCGCAGGCGCUGCAACACGCAACACAAGUGCAAAUAAUAGCAACAAUUCUAGUAGUAGUCAAGGUUGGAGCUAUGUUGAUGAGCGUGAUAAGGCGUCGAGUGUGCGGGGAAACGGUAGGGAUGAGAAUAGAGGACGCGAGCGAGAGCGCGAGCGUGACAGAGAUCCACAGAGCUCUGCCUACGGUAGCCGACCGCCACGUCCAUUAGGUGGCAGCUACCUCUUCGAUCGGGACUCGAAUACGGUAGGCGAUGAGAAGAUGGCGGACAAUGCAGCAGAUAAGGAUACCAGUGGUGGCAAUGCCGAUGGCGUCAGCAACAUUUCGUCAUCAUCAAUGACUGGCGAACAAAAUCGUGAUAUGAAUAAUGGCGGCGCCAACGGUAAUGAUGGCGGCAUGGCAAAUUCAAUGCAAACGAAUGUCAGGGACAAGCAAUGAGCAGAUCAGCAAAAUCAAGAAUUAAAAAAUUAUAUAUAUGAAAGUAAUAAUAAGUGAGCAGACAUAAAUUACAGUAAUUUUUCCCUAUAUACGAAUAUUUUGUAAAAUCUAAUCACCGAUUGGUAACUAUAUGUAUGCAAUGUGUGAAGCAGAAGACAAAAUUCAAUCUCAAAUAAAGUAUUUUGUAA